Messenger RNA from Rhipicephalus sanguineus (brown dog tick), 11712 nucleotides. RefSeq names its product potassium channel subfamily T member 1 (gene SLO2). Gene Ontology annotation, biological process: potassium ion transport. Gene Ontology annotation, molecular function: intracellular sodium-activated potassium channel activity. Lineage: Eukaryota; Metazoa; Arthropoda; Arachnida; Ixodida; Ixodidae. Gene Ontology annotation, cellular component: membrane. Bases 323 to 3796 code for a protein of 1157 amino acids. The transcript has 28 exons. The record is from RefSeq and is a predicted model, not a curated record.
CUGCUCGUUCGCCCUGAUAUAUCCAGUUCGCUACUUCCGUCUUCGCAAUCGCUUGUUGAUCUUAUCAUUUCCGUCUAUCUCGUGAAUGGACUUCGUCAUCGGCGCGUUAUUUGUUCGUCCUUUUCCUAUGUAAACGAGAACACUUGUUGACAGAUUCGUUAAGCGACCACCUACGUAGUUGUCUCCGCGCAGCGUGUUAGUUAAGACUUUUAAAGAAAAAGUGUUUAGCUUUAUCCACUACACGUCGUUCCUGUUUACGAACUGACCGUCGUCACCGCUCGUGUUUAUCUUGAGUGUGCGAGAGCCGCGACUUCCGGAGAUCAUGGGCACAAUGGAUCGCAGCAUGUCCCAAGAUGGCGUGGGAUUACGGGCCAUCGCACGUUCUGAAGAAAGGGUUCGGGUAGAGUUCUAUGUGAACGAGAACACGCUAAAGGAGCGACUUCACCUCUACUUUAUCAAGAACCAGCGUUCCAGUCUCCGCAUUCGAGUAAUCCGGCUCGUAGUGAAGAUCGUGGCAUGCCUUCUCUACGUGGGCCGAGUAGCGUUGGACAGGGGGCCCCGGUACGCCACCUGCUACCAGUGUCCCCUGCGCGUCCAGAACACCUCGCGCUACACCGACGAAGCCGUGCGGAACGGCGCCAUCAACUGGGAUGCCAUAUUUUGGGUGGAGCGUCCCUUCGUGCUUUGGUGCAUCCAGACUAUUCUGGCUAUCAUAAGUUUCUCCGAGGCCUGUCUGGUUGUAUAUCUCACCUACAAGGGAAAUAUUUGGAGACAACUCCUGUCUUUCCGCUUCCUUCUCGAGAUUGUCAACAAUGUACCAUUUAUAGUCACUAUAUUUUAUGCACCUUUACGGAAUGUAUUUAUACCAGUGUUUCUUAACUGUUGGCUUGCGAAGUUUGUACUCGAAAACAUGUUUAACGAUUUACACCGAGCCCUUCAGAAGUCCCAGUCCGCACUAUCACAGCGGCUGCUCAUCCUCACCGCCACCUUACUCUGCCUCAUAUUCACCAGCGUGUGCGGGUUCCAGCACUUUCAAAGGGCCGGCGUGGAGCACGUGGACCUCUUUGAGAGCUUCUACUUUGUGGUGGUGACGCUUUCCACGGUGGGCUACGGCGACUUCAAGCCAGACGUUUGGCCGUCGCAGCUUUUCAUGGUGGCCAUGAUCUGCGCGGCACUCAUUGUGCUGCCGACGCAGUUUGAGCAGCUCGCUUACACCUGGAUGGAGCGUCAGAAGCUGGGUGGCACCUACAGCAUGCAUCGGGCCCAGAGCGAGCGCCACGUGGUAGUCUGCUCCACCACGCUCCGCGCCGACACUGUCAUGGACUUCCUCAACGAGUUCUACGCACACCCUCUCCUGCAGGACUAUUACGUCGUGCUUCUGUCACCAUGCGAAGUGGACGCGACGAUGAAGAUGAUUCUUCAAAUACCGAUGUGGGCGCAGCGGGUCAUCUACAUUCAGGGCUCUGCGCUCAAGGACACCGACCUCACUAGAGCCAGAAUGAAUGCAGCCGAGGCGUGCUUCAUGCUGGCAGCCCGAAAUUACGCCGACCUCGCAGCCGCCGACCAGCACACCAUCUUGCGGUCGUGGGCCGUACGCGACUUCGCACCAAAUGUUCCCCAGUACAUUCAGAUAUUCCGUCCAGAGAAUAAAGUGCACGUGGCCUUCGCGGAACAUGUGGUGUGUGAGGACGAGUUCAAGUACGCCCUGCUGGCCAACAACUGCCUCUGCCCCGGUGCCUCCACCUUAGUAACGCUCCUGUUGCACACGUCGCGCGGCCAGGAAGGCCAGACGUCGGCCGAAGAGUGGCACCGGCUGUACGGCAAGUGCUCGGGCAACGAGAUCUACCACAUCCGGCUGGCCGACAGCCGCUUCUUCGGCGAGUACGAGGGAAAGAGCUUCACCUACGCAUCCUUCCACUCGCACAGAAAGUAUGGCGUGGCGCUGGUCGGCGUGCAGACUGACGUGCACGGCCAGUGGCCCGUGCUGCUGAAUCCCGGACCGGCCUACAUCAUGAAAGGAUCGGACAUCUGCUUCUACAUGAACAUCACCAAGGAGGAGAACAGCGCCUUCUUGCCCGCCGCCGGCGACGACGCCAAGCCUCAGGAUGCCGCCGACAAGGCCGCCGCCGAUGCCAAGGCCAGGACAGAAAGCGGCAAAUCGCGGUUCGACUUCCGGAGCCGCAAGCAGCAUCUGGAGGUUCCGAAACCCGAAGAAGCCCGCGGUCGGCGACCCAGCAUCGCGCCCGUGCCUGACCUUGGCCAGAGCGAAGAGGGCACGCAGUUGGACAGCGAGGACGAUGCUCUGGGCAUCGAGGAGGAGAAGUACCUCGAGAACUCCUGGAACACACCCGCCGAGGAGUCCGAGAUUGUAAAAGGCUUCCCCCCAGUUACGCCUUACAUCGGCGUCAGCCCCAAGCUUUGCUACUUACUCAGAGACAAGAAGCCGCUCUGCUGCAUGCAGCUCGCUCAGCAAUGCGACCACUGCGAAUUCCACAACGCGAAGCAGUACAACUGGCCCAACCGAUGUGUAAUCCUGGCGGCCGACUUCGCCAGCAAAGGCAUCUACAACUUUAUUGUGCCCCUUCGGGCGCACUUCCACAGCCCCAACAGCCUCAGACCCAUCGUGCUACUUCUGGAGAAGAAACCUCACGCGGCGUUCUUAGAUGCGAUUUCAUGUUUCCCAUUGGUGUACUGGAUGCAGGGUUCUAUAGACGACCUGGACGACCUGCUUAGGGCAGGCAUCAACCUAGCUGACAGCGUGGUAGUAGUGAACAAGGAGUCGUCCAAUUCAGCCGAAGAAGACUACCUGGCGGACUGCAACACCAUCGUCGCGGUGCAAACGAUGUUCAAAUUCUUCCCGAGCGUGCGCAUCAUCACCGAGCUGAGUCAGAGCAGCAACAUGCGCUUCAUGCAGUUUCGGGCGUUUGACACGUACGCGCUCCACCUUUCCAAGAUGGAGAAGGUGAGCCUGCUCAACCAGCGAGAGAGGGAUCGUGGCUCGCACAUUUCUUACAUGUUUCGGCUUCCCUUUGCCGCCGGCAAUGUGUUCAGUGCGAGCAUGCUGGAUACCCUCUUGUAUCAGGCCUUUGUCAAAGACUAUGUGAUAACAUUUGUGCGUCUGCUUUUGGGCGUUGACCAAGCACCGGGAUCAGGAUUUUUGUCUUCGAUGCGAAUUACUAAGGACGACUUGUGGAUCAGGACGUACGGGCGUCUGUACCAAAAACUUUGCUCAACCACGUGUGAGAUCCCCAUUGGCAUCUACAGGACACAGAGCACAACAAACCCGGAAGGAUCGACUGUCUCUCUGGACCUCCUAGACGACAAGGCCACAUUCAACGAGAACAUCGAGCGCCAGGAGAUCGGCACUUUGGUGCGCACGCGUAUGCAGGAUCUGGGCCUGCCCGUUCAGGAUUAUGAUGAGGUAUCGGAUAAGCGGCACAGUUUGUCGUACGUGAUAAUAAACCCAAACUGUGACCUACCACUCGAAGAAGGUGACAUCAUCUUUCUCAUCCGACCGAGCCCCAUCUCGGGCAAGCGCAUCUUCCUCAAGCACGGCUCAGUGCGCAUCAAGACGCCGAGGCCCAGCCGCCGGGAGAACCCGUCGACUCGCGGCCGCUCUAAGCCCUCAUUCCGGCUCAACCUCAGCGCAUCCAAGUCGGACUCGCUGCCGGUCCAGGAGAACGGUGGCCUCAGUCCACCAAAACCACCGCAGGAGACCGCUGUCGAGCAGUCGGAGUGCAGUGUCCACGUAACGGCCGCGACUCCUUCGUCGACGGGUCAAGGGACGAUCGUAUGACGCCAGCUGAGGUUCCCUCUGGCAUGGAGGGCACGCCACAGGGUCAACUGAAGAGCUUCACCCUACGUCGCAGAACGAAUACGUGGCAUCCACCUGCUACGCGCGCCUCAGCUAAAGUUCAAGCUAUAGGCGUGCGCGCAGAUCGCUGGGUCGCAUACCGCACGAUUCCCUUCCGCAGGGCACGACGCGCUGUGUGCCGGCUUCCGGUCCACAGCAUGCUAGUGUCGCGCAUCUACGUGCGCAUGGCCCAUAGCCAGUAAAGCGCAAACCCCUCAUUCCACGAAACACACGCGGGAAACGCAACACAUGCGCCCAAAGGCAUCGACGAUGCGUUUUUGCACCUUUUUGAGCUUUGACAAGCGCCCUGCGGUUCCUUCGCCUGCGCUGUCCAACCUGAGCCUGGCAGCCAGAACAUUACCAGCGUCGUACUGGAACCGCGCUUAUCAGCCAAACUCCAAACCAAUUGCAUAACCGCUUUCGUCUCGUGCGCGUACGUUUUCAACAGUCCUCGCUUUGUUUUGCCGCCGGCGAAUGGCGUGUUUUUGUGACGCGCUUAGCGCGGGCUUUGCCCAGAGUGCCAUAUCCAAGCGCCAUAUCCGAGCGACAAGAUUACGGUGCGGCCUGCUGGAGACGUUAUUUCGAGACGGGUGAGUUUCGGCGAGAUUUUUCUUCGAUGUCAGAUUUGACUGCACUUCAAUGCCACCAUGGGAGGUAGGCAUUUCCCGCUCUACCGUCUGACUCUUUUGCUUCAGCGCUGCGAUGCAUCCGGCAAGCUCGCGGUCUCUCCGCCUGCUAGCGAAAUAUCUAUACCGUGGCAUCCAGUUCGAACACCAGCCAUUUCCUGGCGCUAGGCGGGAUAGGCGAUUCAUUUAACAGAAGCGCACCUUACAUAAGACCGUGGUGUAAACACGCACUUUGUGCGCUUCCUUCGCCGGUCACGUUUUGCUCCUUUGAUUAGUCGCCACUUCAGCAAUGUAACUUAAAUGCUGUAUGGAAUACCUAAGUCAAAAAUACACUACUUACAUCAAAGGUAUUUUCCUGUCUUCAGAGAGGCCGCCUGCAGUAUGUUUGUUUGCGUGACGUAAGUCACUGAGACCUCCUUUUUAGCGAAUGGGUCGAGGCUUACGCGAAACCUCGUGGCUUCAGUCGAAAUGAGCAUCGGAUUGAAAACACUCCUGGCCUGUGGCACAAAUCUGAGUAAAGCUUGUCUGAACGUCCCUAGAAAUUGCUUCAGCGGACACUCCAUUAUGUACAUUGUCAUGGAGAUUGAACAACGUACGCUGUUCUUGACCAUUAUUGCCACGCCUUGCCCUUUCAAGUAUCAUCAUCAAUAUACAUACAGUAUGUGCGUAGCAGCAAUGAAACAUCCUGUGUUCUGGGUUGAUUUGUACAUGUUUCGUUGGAUUGGUUUGAACUUGAGCAUGGUUACAAUUGCGCCUGGUCGACUCAGAGCGGUGCAGUGUUUCAUGGUGACGGGCCAGAUUUCGUGAUAUUUUGUGAUGGAAUGUAUACGAUAGCAUAUCUUUUAUGUGUCUUUUGAACCAACAAUACUCAGUAUUUCGAGCAGGUACACAGACUGCAGGUGGGAAUUGAGUAAUAUGAGAAGUGUGGGGGGGGACGGCUAAAUUCAUAUAUCACCCUUCACUGGUUGCAAGAUAUUUCACAGUGUGCCGUGUGGUGACGCUCUCAACAUAGUAAACUGUACAGUUGCUGCGUAAGCGUCACGUGACAGAAAACAUGACUCAUCCCGGCAACUACGCUUAAAGCCUGCGGCGAAUAUGCCUGCUUAUUACGAUGAGAUUAGCCAUUUCAGAUACCGACCACUUCACUUUGUGCUUAUUUGUGACGUCGAACUUUUUGGAUUUGUUCUCAAGCCCUAUGAAUUGUCGCGUUCCUCUGGUAGCGAGCAGUUGUGAUCGAGACAUUUACCCCCUCCGUGCUGCAUGUGGGAGCCUGCCUGCAUACUCAGCGCCCUGUCGGCAGUUCAGUGGGGAGAGUGCGUUGAUUGUUGCUGAUUAUACCAGCAAAUCAUUUCGCGAAACGAGUGUUGUACGCGAUAAAACCACGUGUGUGAGAGCUAUUUCUUUCCGCCGCUAUAUUUGCAUUGCGCGAUUCAAUGGCGCCUUUGUGAUAUGUGACUCGUGAGGAAGAAAAAAAAAACUAAAGCAUGGUGAUGUGAUUAGCCCUUGUGUAAAUAUACGCGUUGUUCGAUACAAAUGGUAGCGAGUGUAUGAAACGUUAUGUUACGCACAGCCUUUGCAUCUUUCGAUAAAGCGUCUCUCAGCCUGCCUUGUGUAUAAGUGAUACACUUACUCGGUGCUUGCCGGAGCGAAACGUGUAGUGACAAGUCCCUAUUUAUUGUUGCAUCUUGUGCUCGCGUUGUGUUUCGGCUGCUUGUUUAUAUACGCUGUUCGUGACAUGUCAUCGUAGCUGUACUAAUGCUGAGAAAAGAAAAACGAAAAAAAAAAUACUGUUCGGACAUUCAUCUUUCAUGAACAUUACCAGCGCGAAAUGACAGGCGUUUUCUUUCUCCCCUGCGUAAACUAAUGUUGCUGCGUUGUGAAUGUGUGCUCUUUGCUUGACGUAAAUGAAAUCUUCGAGAAGGGAGGCGCGAAUAAGUUUUGCUGCGUCUUACAGCUGAAGCUUAUUGAUUUGUUGGGGAAAAGGUUUUACAGCACUUGCGUGGCUUCUUUGCGUCAGCAUAGAGGUGUGCUUACCUAUUCGAAAUCGAGAGCGAGUAUAGAAGUGCUUUGGCAGCGUUUGAAGGAACAUACGGAUAUACAUUAACCAACUUUCGAGAAACCUCUGGCACCUACGGCUAGAGAAAUGAUACUUAAUUGCGAGUGAAGUUUCCGAAUGGUUACACUUUUUUUUUCCUCGUCACAGUAAUCGCUGCCUACGUGAUGUUGCUUUCGCCAUGUGAUUCGGCGCCGAGUUGUUGAAGUCCUUGCUGUCAAGACGAGUAUGAAGCAAUGUUUUCACGUUUGCGAAAAUGUGGUCUCGAUGAUCUGCCCAUUAAUUCAGGCCCUGUAAUUACACUUCGAAAUUUAAGGUACAACGCUUUAAGCGAGAGCUUCUCAUGCGCACUUCUACGUCGUACAGUAGAUGGCCCCAAGUGACGUGUACCUGGUCCUGCAAAUUUCGUUUCUAUUCAAGCUCAGAUAAUUUACCCAAGAAGUCAUCCUUCGAACUCAACAAAACCAACCGCAGUACCUUUGAACACGGAUGGUACCUGUCUUUACACUACAGUAGCGUGAAAACAGUUUUAAAACCUUCACCUGCAUUCAUCGCUUUAGUCAGGAAAAGCAACAGCUUUGAGUGACUGUGGUAUGUACGUAUCGGCAAGCUUUCUUGUGGGAUCUAGUCACUUUUUCUUCCUUGUCACCCGAAAAAGCAAGUGCCACACUUGGCGGCACGAGCUGUUACUCGAUGAUGUGGUGAAUUAUUCACUGCAGUACCCCGGAGCGUAAGUGGAGCAGUUUUAGCCUCCGAACAAAGCACCUAUGGUUGUCCAAUGUGCGCCGAACCUUUACACAACUGUACACACGUGACGCUUUUAAAGGACUCCUUUGUUUGAUCACUUCGAAACGCGCUGACUGUCCUGCCCGCAGUUAACGCAUACUUCCUUUCCCACCAUUUCGAUCCUUCGACUUUAUCCUUCCAGUGUGAAUCAGUGUUUCCAUUUGCCCUUCACCUCCGCUGCGUCACGCGACUCUGCACGAAGCAGCUAUCCAUCCUCCCCGUGUUUUUCAGACGUGUCCCAUUCUAAGACGUUCUUCAAGACUACGGUACGCAUCUGUAGACGAUAGUCAAAAAAAGUGAAUGCGUUUACUUUUCCCGCGUGUUCAUUCUAGCCCCAGGAAAAAAAAAAAAGAAAAACCUUUAUUCGUCCCCUCGAGCUUCUCUCUGACACAUCGCGUUUUCAUACAGGCAUAGUUUUUGGUAUUUAUGCGCACAUAUACGAGGCGUGUAUACGCUACAGGUUAGAUGUCCGAGAUCUCGCGCAUCUAUUGUGGGCACACCUGUAUACUGCCACAGAUUUUUUUUUCUUUAAUCCUUUAUGCUCUUCAAACCCUCCUCUAUCGUGACAUACGUAGAACACUGUGCUGAGCCCAGUAAUUAAUUCCUCCAACGACAUCAGCUACAGGGAAGAGGUGAGAAACAUGCGAAUCUUGAAAGGCGAGCGCGUGUUAUAAAUAUUUCUUACUCUGCUACUCAGGUCUUAUGAGCUGUGGUCUACAGCUAUACAUAUGGCAGUCGGAGCUUGACUAAAUAAAACAGCGGUUGCGAAGUACGUUCCUUCUUGUGAAAAUGAUCUCUCGCUCUCUCUAAAGCGCACGUGGGUUGCCUCUAAUGAUCGGUGCCCCGUUAGCGUUGUUUGCCUGUGUCCUUUCACACAUGAAGCGUUCACAAUAGGUUAGCACGUUAUCAUCUUGACUUCGACGCUUUAGCUUGCACAACCUAAGUGACACCGAAUUUACGAUCAUGGUAUUUCAGUCUUUUGCGCUCUAUAAUCAAGACACCCAACGCACACUCUUCAAACACGCGUUAGAAACACAUCCUUCUGUGUAGUUUUUUGUGCAUUUUGUUUCACGGGGCUAGGGAUGAUGUGAUGAGAUACGUUUAGUGAAGCGGGUUUUUUUUUUUGCGUACUGAAUGAAGAUGGUUCAUGAGAACGAAAUGUGAUUUCACCUUCGUUUCUCCGACCUCUUGUAUUGGCCGACCUAAACACAAACCGAAUGUCGUAAGACGUCUGGAUAAUAUUGUGUCAUUUGGACGGAGCCUUUAACGUGGCACUGCGGACAGACAAGGUACAUGGACUAGUAUGGUGCUUAUAUUGUUUCGACUUAGCAAUUUUUAACCUAGUCGGUUGUUGCUAAGUACCGUCUAGCACAAACUAACUUUGCAUGCCAGGCACGAGCAAGUACAGAGCUCUAGUAUGUUUAGGGCAGUGUUUGAUAUCAGUGAAACGCACUUCCUGCACCCGUGAAAUUAUUUCUACGCCCGACCACAUUUUGACGAGUUUCGGUGCAUCCCAAUCCGCUGAUGUCCUUAAAUGAUUCUGUUAAGUUCCACAUCCCGCUGUGUGCGCUUGAAUUCGCAACCGCAAUUUGCAUGGCGAAUUAACGAAACACAAGCACGACGUGAUGCUCUAAUAGACUGUAGAACCACAAAGUAUUCAAUUUUUAGAAGCAGGCGAGGACUUCUGCCGGUCGCUUUUCUUUUUUUUUUUUUUUUUCCCUGCUAAGCGCAGCUUGCAAUAGGGGCAUAUUCCAGCAGUUGGCCCCGUGUUCGUGACUUACAGGCCUUGAAACCAUGCAGUGUAGGCGUCCAGUGAUAGCGGUCCUGCGAUGACAUGGCUAAGAUAUUUCAGCGCCGCAACACUCUACCGAGAUAGAGCGGGAAUUUUUUUCUUUAAAAAAAUUAAAUAACCGUUUCAGAAGUACAUUCCUGGAAGUUUUCUUCGUCCUUUCGUACAUGAAGCAGUUUCUGCUUGUCCUUAAAAAUUUUGCGUAUUUAUUAUGUUGUGUGCUCGCUACCACAGCGGAACCCCUCUUCCCCGUAUACUCACUGCCUGCUGCUAUGUUCCCGUUAGAUUAAGGCAGCAGAGCGCUCUACUGACAACUGUACAUAGGGAUAUAUUGGCACUCGAGAAGAACUUGUUCUUGGCCUAGUUGGUGAGAGAUUAUGAAGGCAUAAUUUGCCGCUAAAAAGACGCACACAGAAGAAGACAAGGACGACGACACUGGCGACACUUUCAACUAAAUGUAUUUGUGUCAGGACACAAUAUAUACUGAAAUGCAACGUAUGCGCCUAAACCACAAACAUAUCUAACUGGGCAACCAAUGCUCAAGAAAUCUAAUUUCCGAAGAGUGUAGUUGUAACGGUGGUUCGCUAAUGCACACUUCACUGAACUUCUGAAUGAAAAACGCUUCCAAAUAUUCACGAGCCAUUUGUUUAUUGCUUCUACCAAGAAUCUCCACGUUAUCAAAUCGUGGUUCACACUUGCAAGCUUUGUAGUGCGCAGGCAAAUGCGCGAAUUAAUUUUCUUUCUUUAAAUUCAGAUCAUGUUCCCUGGUCCGAAUAUUAACAUAGCGCCCAGUCUGUCCAACAUAACACUUGCCACAUGUCAGGGGGAUCUUGUACACCACUCAUGUCUCACAUUCGGUAUACACAGUACCGUGUUCCUUGCCACAGCCUUGCGUUCUUGUCCCGUGGUCAGAAGUACGGGGGCACAGCUGACCCAGCUUAACCCGGGGCUGAGGAGGCGAGUGGUACACCAUACCUGCCUGCCACCUUCUUGAGGUUGUGGGUAACCUUGUGAAUAUAUGGCACCAUAUUACGGUCUUCGUUUUGCUACCAACUACCACUGCUUUCUUCUUGCCUUUAUUCUGCAGGAGGGUCUCCGCCACUGACGUCAAUAAUGUACCAGGGAAACCUGCCCUUUUGAGGCGAUGCGCUUGAUUAUCAAAAGCAAGCCGCAUCGUGUGAACGCACGAUUUAUUGAGGGCCGAUUCCAGGCAGAACAUUGCAACGUUUCGUUUUAAUAACUUUGAGGUAGCCGGGUCAAAAGGCACCACCCCCUUCUUACCACAUGGCGAAUUAGAUUUCUUGAGUGCUAGUUGCCCUGUUAGAUAUGUUUGUGGUUUAAGCGCAUGUGUUGUAUCUCAGUAUGCAUUCUUUGUUUCCUGCCACAAACACGUUUAAUUGGAAGUGCCGCCCGUGUUGUCGUCCUCGUCUUCUUCUGUGUGCGCCUUUUUUUUGAGGCAAAUUAUGCCUUCUUAUUGGCACUCGGUGGUUGGCUCAUUGACUGUUUACUUGGUCAGCUGCGGUAGUGGCUGGAUGAGAGUUGUGAUAUUCCAGACGGAUCGAGGUUCUUCGUCAUAGCCGCCAACCUUACCGGCUGUUCACACCUUACCCAUGUUUUGUUUGUGUCAGAAUAACCGAUAUCAGGACAAGUUUGUAUUGAUUCACCACAGGAGCGCCAACACGAGCGGACGCGAAUAAAAAGGAUACGAUACGGCUACUUCAUCCUUUCUUUUUUAUUUGCGCUGCGCUGUCACUCUACAGGAAUUCUUAACUCUGACCUCCAACGUUGUUCGAGUGUACAUUAACUUAUUAUAGCUAUCAUUAUGCGGAAUAAUGCUCCGGAUUUCAUUCAACAUUCCGCGUGGUCAAUAGGUACGCAUUCUAUGCGACCACGAAAGUGUUUGUGUCGUUGUUUGGCCAUUGUAGAAUCGCAGUUUCCGAUUAACUCUCUGCAAGUGGGUCUGCCACACCAGCAGCAUGGUACCAGUCAUGCUCGUCAGCUUGCGUGUGCCUACGAUGGCGACAUACAAGCGAGGAGUUAUUUAAAAACAAAAUAGUGACUUGAAAUCAACAACUUCAUGGAAGCUGCCACUCGUGGUGCUUGCAGACUUUUAUAUCCCCUUGCAGGAGCAUCGCACUUGUGCGCAUGAAUGAAAUCAGUUCGUCCGUUGAACUAUGUAGAGAGGAUCAGGAUCACCACGGUAUCAUACAAUUAUUUGGACCCCGAGUGUGGACAAACUAUCAACGGACCAGACGUUUCGGAUCGUAAAUGUUCUGAGACACAAUGAGUUACAAAUGUGAUGCGCACGCUGUUGAACGCUCGUUAUCCUGAGCUCGGUGUGUGCGCGCGCGCGUGUGUCUGUGUGUGUGUGCAAUACACGUAGCAUGCAUAUAUUCCUCUACGUGACAGUCUGCAUGUCGACGGCAGACCCGGCGCUUUGUGCGCUGCAUUUUUUCACACCAAACAUGUGUCGACCUUUGCCUUGUGCUACCCAAAUGACUAUUUUUGGCCAUCCUCCGAUAGAGUGAGAUUAAGAGAUUAUCAUAUCAUGUACUAACUAUGUAUCAUGUUUCCAUGUGUAAAAUAAAACAUUUUGAUACACCUA